AUGGUUUUCUAUUGCGAAAUAAUAAGAUUUGAUCAUUCUAAAGCGAAAGGGAUUGAAAAAGUGCUCAAAUCGUUGAAAAUCAGUGAUGAAGAAUUGGUUAAAGUUAUGCAAAUAUUGGAGAUGGAAAUGGAGUUUGGUCUUAAUCCUUCUACACACAAAAAUGCUGUCGUUAAAAUGUAUCCAACAUACGUGCGACAUAUCAGUGACGGAACAGAACUUGGUCAAAUUUUAGCAUUGGAUCUCGGUGGAACAAAUUUUCGUAUUUUAUUAAUUAAUUUACUUGGACAUGGUCGUAUCGAUAUUCAAUCAAAAAUAUUUCUUAUCCCACAAAGUCUUGCGUCGGCUCGUCUGACACAAUGGACGAAAGGAUUUAGCUGUGCAAAUGUUGUGAAUGAAGAUGUUGUUAAAUUGCUUCAAACAGCGAUAAAUGAUAAGGACUUAAAUGUUGAUUGUGUUGCUUUGGUGAACGAUACUGUUGGCACAUUGAUGGCUUGUGCAUACCAAGAUCCACACACAUCUGUUGGUUUAAUAUUAGGGACAGGAACGAAUGCAUGUUAUAUGGAGCAAUUGGACAAAGUUGGAACGUGGGAUGGAGAUUAUAACGAACCAAAACAAACAAUUAUAAAUAUGGAGUGGGGUGCAUUUGGUGAUAAUGGAAGACUGAAUCAUAUACGAACAAAAUAUGACGAAGAAGUCGAUUUAUCUUCGAUGAAUCCGUCAAAACAACUAUUUGAAAAAAUGAUUAGUGGAAUGUAUAUGGGUGAAAUUGUUCGAUUAAUUAUAAUUGACUUGAUGCAACAAGAACUACUGUUUUUGGGUCAUAAUCAAGGUUAUGGCGAUUAUAAUGCCCCACUAUAUUCACGAGGUGGUUUUUAUACAAAAUAUGUUUCAACUGUAGAAACCGAUGAAGGAAUUGGAUUUAGUAAUACACGACGAGUAUUAGAGGAUAUGGGUAUUAGAAAUCCGACUUUUGAUGAUUGUGCUAUUGUUCAACAUAUUUGUCGCAAUGUAUCAAAACGGGCCGCUCGGUUAGCUGGAGCAGCUGUUUUAAUUAAUCGAAUUAAUAAACCGGUGAUUACUGUUGGUGUUGAUGGUUCGUUAUAUCGAUAUCAUCCUCGCUUUAAACGAAAUAUGGAAAAAUGUAUGCAAACACUUGUCAAUGAGAAUAUCAAGUUUAAACUAGCAUUAUCGGAUGAUGGAUCUGGAAAAGGAGCAGCUCUAGUCGCAGCAGUGGCAGAUUGUUUGGCUCGUCCAAAAUUAUCAUUACAUCGAGAAAAUGAAGAUAUGAUUUAA
Molecule: messenger RNA, 1293 nt
Organism: Didymodactylos carnosus
Lineage: Eukaryota; Metazoa; Rotifera; Eurotatoria; Philodinida; Philodinidae
Source: the annotation of a GenBank genome assembly